GGCGUUGUGCAAUGCGCUUGCGCGCGUAUUACCGGGCGAGUUGGCUGACCUGCAGAGGAACUCUCAGCCUCCAGUACCUUCUUUAUGCACCUGAAUAAAUGAAAUCAACCACUCCUAACAGUUUUACUAUGUUUAAAGUGUGGAAUGAGACUCUCGCACUUCUCACUGCACCUUUGCCUAUCAUACAUUUCAGUCAUGUUACAGUCUGGAAUAACACUCUCAUUUCUCAUUGCACAUUUGCCUGUCAUAAAUGUGUCUCCCUCCACCACCUUCGUUGAAUGAUUUUGCAUUGUUUCUGGGCACAUGAACGAAGGAAAUUACUAACCAACC
Geodia barretti is the source of this 330-nucleotide messenger RNA. The record is from the annotation of a GenBank genome assembly. Lineage: Eukaryota; Metazoa; Porifera; Demospongiae; Tetractinellida; Geodiidae.